CAACACACGAGCUUUGCGGCGAGAUACUGCAUACACACGCAUUUGCGCAAGUAUAUGGGCAUGUAGAUCAUUGUGUGCGCACGGACCUUGUAAGUCUUGCGUCACAGUUCACAUGACUUGUAAACAAAUGAUAAACGUCAACAUAUUUUAUGCAACAAAAUAUAAUCUUUGCAAUGUGAAGUGAUUUGUUUACAGUGCCGCGUAUAUUUAUAAACACAACUGGAUCAUGAAAACCAGUGAUUUGUGUUUGGAAAAGGACAAUAAAUGUGCCGAAGUGAAUCGAAAUGCCAUAAUUUUCGAAAACAGUAAGCUAACCUAUGUGGGUCAAGACUGCUCGCGUAUUCCAUCUCCAUUGAUACAAGUGUAUGCGCCAAGUGUGCAUUAUAUGGACCUUAGCUUCAACCAACUCUCAACUCUUCAGGGUCUUGAACAAUUCACCUUGUUGAAAGAACUGGUGUUGGACAACAACAAUUUAACAGAUACAUUGUGCCUGCCACGUUUGCAGCAUUUGCAUACACUUUCCCUCAAUAAGAAUAAUAUUGUCAACUUAGAGCUCCUGUUGAACAAAAUAUCAAAUAAUUUGCCAGCGUUACGGUACCUGAGCCUUUUGGGGAAUGUAGCAUGUCCAAAUCAGCUGUCAGACAUGGAAAAAGAUGAAGAGGACUACCAAAGAUACAGGUACUAUGUACUAUAUAGACUACCUAAUCUUCAGUUUCUUGAUUCAACAAAGGUAACAACUGAAGAGCGUUUGGAAGCUAGUCGCAGAGGUCAGUUGAUGAAGGUGGUCUGCCCCACAAAUGUGGAAGGUAGAGAUGACUCGCCUGCAACCUUCAAUUCCAAGUACACACCACUACCAGGUUCUAAGCGAAGUAUUGGAGAUCAUCAAGGUGCAUAUGGUAAAUGUCGGUACCGCUACUCUGGGAAACACUCUGAAGGGAAUCGUUUCAUUAAGAAUAAUGAUCUUUAGGAAAUAGAAGCAAGACAUGCAGCUGGUGUCACUGUUAAUUUAAUGUGGUAUUGUCAUUAUCUUAUUUUCUCUCCUUGCACUUCUCUCAUAAUCAUUAAGUUACUUUCCCAUAGCAUAAUCAAACAGUGGUAACUCCAGGCUGGAAUAUUAACAAUAUUAGGAAAAGGAUAGAUUGCUACUCACUGUAAAGAUGGCCCAUUGAGUUGGUCAGGCAGAACAAAAAGAUUGUUACACAUUACAGCUUUUGGCUAAAGCCUUUUCCAGCAAAGAAAACACGGACUUGCUUGUGUAAAUGUGUAUGUGUGUUUUCUUUGCUGAAGAGCUUUGCCCAAAAGCAAUGAUGUGUAACAGUUAUUUUGUUGUGCCUUUCCCAUAUUUUUUCUUGCUGGACAGAGCAUAGUGGUCAUCAGUAUUUCAUGUUUUACAGAAUUUAUUUUAGUUGUAAAUGAGAGCUUAUGUUCAAUGUAUCAAAAAGAAAAUCCACUUACUACCUUACAUUCUGUGGCAUACAUGUGUGAAGUACAUUUCUUGUAUAUUGGCACACUAUGAGAGUACACUUUUGUUGCACACAUUGCUCAAACUAACCAUGACAUGAUGUGGUAUGUCAUUUUAUAUCGUGUUUAUAUAUAUUUUUUCAGCUACCUCAUAUUUACCAACCUAGUAUGAAAUAUUUACUGCUUCAGAUAGCCAAAAAGAAAGGAAUUCCCAGAACAUUGAGAAAAGUAGUCACUGCUGACUGUGGCAAUAUGUGCCAUGCCACCAUCUUAGUGGUAUUAGAAAUCACAUCAUCUCCAAUUACAGGUACAGGGCAUGUUGUAACGAUUUUUCAGUAGAGUUCUGCUGUAACUGUAAAUGUUUGUUCAACUUCAUCAUAAAAGAAGUGAAAUUUGUCAAUUUUGUUAGUAUGUUAAACACCUCAGUUUGUCAUCCUGUGACAGAAUUGCAUUGAACUAAAAGCUCCACAUUAGGAAUUACAUUCCCUUGAUGCCUAGUGCCCUGUAAUCCAGUGUAAUUGAGGUAGGCACUGAUACAUUACAACAGUAACAAGAACAGGUGUUGUGAAUAUUUUCUGUUACUCUGACAUGAGGUUACCUCUGCAGGCCUUUCUUAGAUUUCCAAUGAUAUGAAAUUAAUAUCUGUUCAUUAUUAAUGGCAACAGUGCCUACGUUUAUGCAGUAACUGCAUUUAUUAAAAUACAAUGUCCUUCAGACAUGCAUGCAUGUCUGAACGAACAGACACUGUCUUUGAUGAUUUGAAGCUGUGGGAAUUAUGAAAUGGAUUAACAUAUCAUGAAUAUGUAUUAGCAUCAGCAACUUGUAACAAAUGAAAAUUUGUGCUGAAUGGGGACUCGAAUCAAACCUUGGCUAUCCGAGGUUCAGAUCGGUACUGGGGGCAUGCUUGAAUAGCUGAAUCUAAUGUUUGGAGCAGCACUGGGGGCAUGUUCGGAUAACCAGAGUGGUUAAGCCAGUUGCUAGUGUCAAGUGGGAAAUCCAGGUUCGAGUCCCAGUCCAGCACAAACUUUUAUUUUUGUCACAAGUAGCUGAUGCUAAUACGUUUUCACAAUAUGUGAAUCCAUUACAUGUGCAUUACUUCCACUACAUGCCAUAGGACUCUGUAGAUGCAUGUCAGAUCUAGUUUACAGAUAUGAUUGAAUUUACAUUGAUAUUAUUUGGGUGCUUUAGAACUAUUGUUUCUAUGUCAAGUGGAAAACCUAAUCUAGCAGCAGCAGCACAGAAAAUAAGUUUUGUGAUAUAGUUAGAAUUGACAUUAACAUGAAAUGUAGCCAUUGUCAUUUUAUAAUUGACAAGUUAUAAACUUCUAGCUGUAAAUUGGGUUCUGAUGUCUAUGGCCAUUUUAAGUAGUGCAAUUGUUAACUAAUCUUUUAUUUGAAUGGAGAGAACUACUGAAUCAAAUACAAAUUUAAUACCACAUUUUUUUUCACUAAAAUAUACAGUGUGUUUGCGUCAUUAGAUCUGUUUCCAAAACGAAUUGUGCAACAAUUGACCAAGUAGAUUGAGUACAUGUUAAAAAUGUGUCAUAAAGAAAAGUGAAAGCUAAUGAUGAUAAAGUUAGUCAUCCUAAUUUUUGAGACUACUGUAUUGGCAAGUCAUAAAAAGAAGAAAAAUUGAUGAAAACUGGUCAUUCAUAACACAAUAAAAUUGUGUAGGAAUUGUUAAUUUCAUAACUGUGAGUUCAAGUCUCAUCUUAGAGAUAAACUGGACAAAAGCUACAGAAAAAACAUAUUCUUAAUAAACUUUGCCAUUGUUGUUAUUAUUUACUACAAUUGCUACUACUAUUAUAAGUUGAUCUUAAAAAUUGCGAAAGUGGAAUAGUCAUGUGCAAAAAUAAAAGUUGUGCCUUAACAUAGUACCACUGUUUCAUGCCAGAAAUAAAUUUGACCAUGAUAGACUAAUCCUGUAUGAGCUUUACUGCAAUAUUAAGAAUCUCAUGUGAGAAAUGAUACUCUUUAAUAACAUGAUGGUAAGAAGGUACUGAUGUUUGUUUUCAGCGGUUGAUAUUGUGAAAUAUCUCUUGAUACUUUUGUAGAAAAAUAUUUUAUUAUUGUAAUAAACUGAGUGGUAUAUCUAACAACUGUGAUGUCACCAACAAAGAUCUGAAACAUGUACAAAUGCUUCUCUCAUAUGAAUCAUGUUAUUCUGUUAAGGCCUUUGUGUGUAUAACUCUUUUAUACGUAACAGAAUUUGUAUUGUAUACGAGAUUUUGUAAAUAAAUAUAGUUAACAGUU
This is a messenger RNA of Schistocerca nitens (vagrant locust), 3713 nucleotides long. Its product is annotated as leucine-rich melanocyte differentiation-associated protein-like. The transcript has 6 exons. Lineage: Eukaryota; Metazoa; Arthropoda; Insecta; Orthoptera; Acrididae. Gene Ontology annotation, biological process: melanocyte differentiation. The record is from RefSeq and is a predicted model, not a curated record. Bases 227 to 967 code for a protein of 246 amino acids.